CUCUGCUGUCAUGACCUGCAGGUGGGCUUCAAGUGGCGGUCAUCCAGGGGCUCAUCCCUGCAAGUCCCAUCUUCCCGCGCCAUUGGCUCUGCUGGCUGGUGCUCAUGGGACUUCGAGUCCCAAACUUGAAGGGCCGCAGCUUGUCCAACCCCUGCCCGGUUGGCUGUUGCAGGGAUGCUGCAGCAGGAAGGACCGACCUUCCCCAGUCUCAUGGGGGCGGGAGGUCUCCAGAUGUAUUGGAUUGCAAGUCCCAUAAUCCCACAACCAGGGAUUCUGAUAGACUCAACAGGCCUUUGGCAGGAAAGAAGUUCUCUACUUGUGCUUUACUUCUUCAAACAGGAAAAGAAGAAUCUGCCUUCUCGCCCUUUCAGCAGCCGCUCAAGAGAUGUGGCAGAGGGUGGAUUGUGCACGUCGCUGCACAGUAAAUUUAAUGUCAGGUUGUAAAAGCAGUCAUGUGGGCACAUGGUCCUCUGAUGCUGUGAUCAACUCAGGCUCUUAGGACGGGAUAGAGCGGCUGUUUGUGACAGACGCAGUUGUCAGAUGCACCGAUGCCACGGAAAAGCAGAAGGAAGUGGUGACCCACAGAGCCAGUGUGCAAAGGCAUGUGCGGCCCCCGCGUUCACAGUCACUUUGGGACCUGAUUUGCACCCCCUUUGCUGGUGCAUUCCUGCACCUUGGAAAACCCAGUCUGUGCAAUUCUGCGACAGAGGCUUGGAUUCUACUUCAUGUACAUCCUGUUAGCUUUUAGACCAAUUCUGCCUUUAGCUGCCCAGUCAAAGUUGGUGCAUUUCCCCCUCCUCUUUUCUUUUUGCAAAGCUCUGUCGCGGAAAAAAACAUGAUGGAAGAGAGCGGGAUAGAGACAACUCCCCCCGGAACCCCCCCACCAAGCACAGCGGGGGCUGCUCCUCCCCCCAGCCCUCCUGUCUCACUAGCUUUACCCAGACCUCCCUCUGCUCCAAAACUCCCCCCGCCCUCCCCUUUCCCCUCUCAAACGUUCUCCUCGCCUUUGCCUCCCGCAGUCUCCUCUCUGCCCCCCGUGACCCCCCCAGCAGCUUUGCCCUUUGUCCCCUCCGCUCCCAUUUCUACAGGUGCGCCCCAUGGAACGCCUGCCUCGCCUGCUGUCCCGCCUCCAACGGCAUCGGCUUUUAGCAGCCCCGUUCCGCAGUUCUCAGCCCCGCCACCACUAAGCUCGACUCCUGGCCCCAUUCGUUCUGCACCUCCCACCGGGCCCCCGAUCUCCGGGUUCUCUGCUGCUUCCACCUACGACAUCACCAAGGGUCACGCCGGGCGAGCCCCACAGACGCCCCUGAUGCCGUCCUUUUCAGCACCUGCAGUCCCAGGUGUCUUGACCGCCCCGGCACUGCAGCAGGCCUCCGUGCCAUCGCCGUUGGGAGCUGGCCUUGGAAGCGUCUCUUCGAUCACCUUCCCGGAGGAACACGAAGCCCCUGGGGCUGUUGGCGUCUCGAGCGACACGGCCGCCGGAGGACUCUGGGGCUUUAUCAAGGGUGUGGCUGGGAAUCCCGUGGUGAAGUCGGUGCUCGAUAAAACCAAGCACUCGGUCGAGACGAUGAUCACAACACUGGAUCCUGGCAUGGCGCCGUAUAUCAAGUCAGGAGGAGAGCUGGACAUCAUUGUCACCUCCACAAAGGAUGUCAAGGUGGCCGCAGUCAGAGAAGCUUUCCAGGAAGUUUUCGGAAUGGCCACCGUAACCGGAGAAGCGGGCCAAGCCAACAUCGCCCCACAGCCCGUUGGCUACGCAGCCGGCUUGAAAGGAGCCCAGGAAAGGAUCGACGGCUUGCGCAGGACAGGCCUGAUCCACGAGAAACAGCCUGCUGUCUCUGUUGAAAAUUUCAUUGCAGAAUUGCUUCCCGACAAGUGGUUUGACAUUGGCUGCCUUAUCGUGGAGGAUCCAAUCCAUGGCAUUCACCUUGAAGCAUUUACACAAGCAACUCCAGUGCCUCUGGAAUACGUACAUCAGGCUCAGAGUUUGACCCCUCCAGAUUACAACCUAAGAUGGUCGGGCUUGCUGGUGACGGUGGGAGAAGUGAUAGAGAAGAAUUUGCUGCAUGUCAACAGGACGGACUGGCACGUCGCAUUUACCGGCAUGUCCCGCCGACAAAUGAUCUACAGCACUGCCAAAGCCCUUGCGGGAAUGUACAAGCAGCGUUUGCCACCGAGGACCGUUUGAUGGGCGACUCACCUCUUAGCACCGCAGAAGACUCACUCCAUAGCCCGGGGCUGAAAAGAAGCGGUCGCAUCUUCAGUAAUUUCACCUCUCCUGGUGCGGUUUGGCUUUGCGUUUUGUUUGUUUUGUUUUAAAGGCGAAGGUAUCGAGGUGUCCUUCGGAGAAUGGAAAUGAACAAUUCUUAAUUAGUUCACCUGAUCAAACAAUUGGGAAAACUCUAAAAACGAAUGAGCAAGCGUAUUUCUUGCACAGUUAAAAAACGGUUAAAGGGAUGGGAUGUGGUCUUCCUUUCAAACACUAAAGAGACGUUUGAGACAGUCAAGAUUUCUUAAACGGGCAUAUUGCGAUGUAAUUGUUGCUGCAGAAAUUCCUUCUUCGCUGCAGCGAACAAUGGACUUUUGGGAGUCCAGGCGAACGGACAUUCCUCCCUGUUGCCCGUUCACAGGAAAGGGCGGCAACACGUGCGCUUGGCUCAGGUGCAUGCAAAUGCAGCUAAAACAGUUGUAGGGGGAUCUUAUUUUAUAGCCAGAAUGUGCCCCAGAAAGCAGCUAGCAAAUAAAUGCCUAUCUCUGCAGUCGAAGGACACACCACCGUAACCAUUCUUAGGUUACUUUGCAUGUGUCAUAAGAUAAAGGGCAUUACCGAAUAGUUGAAAAUGCAGGUCUAAAGGACAGAUAUUUAAAAUGUUAGUCUGUAUGUUAGUAUAAAACAGCGUAUUAGCUGCUUCGUUUGAGCAUUAUAUAGGCCCAGUCCCUCUAAAAUUAAUGGGAAAUGAGUUAUAUUUAGAUUAUGGCACUAUAUGAUAGUUUAUGCAAGCAUCUCUACAGUAUGGUUCAACAAAGGGCAAUCCUAUGCAUGUUUGGAUUGAAAAAAGAGCCCAAGGCCUGGCAGUGAAAUGCUAGGAGGCCCUGGACUCCUUUCUCAGGCUCAAUAUCCAUCCCGCAUCAGCUGGAGUUUGGUAGCUUGGAAGAUCAUUUUUGGUCAAUCAUUUUCUGUCUACCAGCAGUGGCUCUCAUUGCCCCAAGAAAAUGGCUGGGAAAUUCGUAAGGUAAAUUCUAUUUCCCAAAGCAGCCUUCUGCAGUCUGGGGCCCUCUAGUUCCAUCAGCCACAGCCUGUUGCUGGCUGGAGAAGGCUGUUCCAGAGCGUAAAAGAUCCCUGCCUUUCCAUGUGCUGCUUUUCCUCCCUUUAAACUUCUGCCCCGUCUUCUGCUCAGUCAGUCUUUAUUCAUAUUUAUAAGUGACUAUGGAAGAAUAUUUUGAUAACCUUUAAGAAGAGAAAUUAGCUUUCUGCCUUAAAUAGAAGCUUCUCAAUUUCUACUACUUGGUCUAUCUUUUGUAGAUGCUUUCAAAAGACACUUUUGUAUAGACUAUCUCAGUAGCCAGUUUCUUAUAUUUCUAACCAGGGUAAAAAACUGUUGUUUUUCCAAGUAAUCUGUUUUGCUGUCCUUGGUUUACCUUGUCAAGUCAGAAUAGAUAUUACUCUUGUAGAACAGUCACCUCCCCCCCCCACCCAACCUUUAGAGUCCUUGUUUAAUACCUGUUUUAUCACUGGUCCUUUUCAAUAUAUUUGUUUUGGUUAGCCAUAGAUUAAGACUGCGAUUCUGCAGCAGCUCAGCCAGCAUAUCAAGCUGUAGGAUUUGCAAGUGUUUCCUCACAGAAGAAAGCGGAUUCCUCCAUGGUAGAACAGGGCAGGAAAGGGUGGAUCUGGGAAGCCCUGAAUCUUCUAGAUCCAAAGUCCUUUUGUUCCCAACAGCUCCUGAGAAAAGAUGAGGUAUGUCUUCUAUUAGUGAAAAAUUACAAAGGCCUGAAAACCAGAAAAUUUGCCUCUUUGUUAUCUUGCUGGGCUUAGCAAUUGUCAGUUCUUCCACCCAACUGCCCUACUAUUAUUGUAUGAAGGAAUGUUAGAAUUCUUGUUUUAUUUUGUGGCAUUUAUGCAGGAAAACCCAAGCCAGAGAAGAUACAGAACAAAUUUCUUUAUUCACAGUCACCCUGCAAAAUCCUAUGUUUUAUAUUACUUGUCUUUUUCUUGGAAAAUCAUAAACGGGGGGGGGUGCAUAGAAUGGCUGAUGUCCAGUCAAGCCUGUGAGAUGCCAGAGAUUGAACUACAAUCCCAUCAUCCCCCACUUGGCCAUGAGUACAACUGGUGGUCCAAAUUGCAAGGACCGAAAGUGUCCAUCCUUCUGAAGGCUAUUCUCUUACAGCUUAAUCGUUAUUGUCACUCUGGAACAAUCUGGUGGCAUGGAGGUAUGUGACAAUCUCUGUGUGGGUCCAAUAAAGCAAUGCCAUUCA
Molecule: messenger RNA, 4473 nt
Organism: Varanus komodoensis (Komodo dragon)
Lineage: Eukaryota; Metazoa; Chordata; Lepidosauria; Squamata; Varanidae
Gene: PRRC1
Product: proline rich coiled-coil 1
Exons: 8
Coding region: 836-2188 (450 amino acids)
Biological process (GO): activation of protein kinase A activity
Cellular component (GO): cytoplasm
Molecular function (GO): protein kinase A regulatory subunit binding
Source: RefSeq, a predicted model, not a curated record